Molecule: messenger RNA, 3371 nt
Organism: Achroia grisella
Lineage: Eukaryota; Metazoa; Arthropoda; Insecta; Lepidoptera; Pyralidae
Gene: Pif1
Product: ATP-dependent DNA helicase PIF1
Exons: 3
Coding region: 78-1991 (637 amino acids)
Biological process (GO): telomere maintenance; DNA repair
Molecular function (GO): ATP hydrolysis activity; DNA helicase activity
Source: RefSeq, a predicted model, not a curated record
ACAAACUUAAUUAUUCUUUACGAUUUGUACUUGUUUUAGAUAUUUAUUCAAAUUAAUGAUUUAAUAAUUAUUUAUAAAUGGACGCAGGAGAAUCUUUUUUAUCAUGUGGACUAACUAUGGAAUGGACAACGCCAGAAGGAUCAAUUAUCAGAAAAGUAACGUACAAAACAGCCUCACUCCGGUUAAUUCGUAACGAAUUUCGAGAAAUGUUUAUGGAAAUAUCAAGUGAUAAGAAUGCUGCAAUUCGAUUGGCGCUGAAAGGAAUAAAUGUAUUUAAAAAGUUUAUGAUAGAAGGUAAAGCCACUAUUAAGUUUCAAGAGGUACGAUGCACUUUAUUUAUUUCAAAUGCGCCACCGACUAACCUAGUCUCAUUCCUACGUACAAUAUUUGUUAAAAUGACUGGUGAUAAAGAAAAGGUUGCUAAUACUACACCAUUAAAACAAAACAUGAGAGCUAAGUUGCUGAGCGGUAAGGCACAGGCUUUUGAAGAGAUCAGUCCAGUGACAAUAGCUGAUAUACACAACGCCAAAAAUAAAAUCCCAAAAUCAACAGUCACGACACCUUCACCGCCUUCCAAAAAACGUAAAACUGAUGACAGCAGCAGAGGACCUGCACCUAAAAAGUUAUACUCACCGUCACCAUUGACAACCACAAGUUCCUUGAAUACAGAACAGCAGAGAGUUUUAGAAGCUUGCCUAGGUGGGAAAAAUAUUUUUUUUACCGGUUCUGCUGGUACUGGCAAAAGUUUCUUACUGAAAAGAAUUGUAUCAGCAUUACCACCUGAUGUUACUGUGGCUACAGCUUCCACUGGUGUUGCAGCUUGUCAUGUUGGAGGGACAACAUUGCAUUCAUUUGCUGGUAUUGGGGAUGGUAGUGGUUCACUAGAAGCACUAUGCGAAAGAGCACUGAAAUUGCCUGUAGUUGUUCAAAAGUGGAGGAAAUGCAAGCAUUUAAUUAUUGAUGAAGUUUCUAUGGUUGAUGGAGCAUUCUUUGAGAAAUUGGAAGCUGUAGCUAGAUAUGUAAGAAAAAAUGAUAAACCUUUUGGGGGAAUUCAGUUGAUAUUGUGCGGCGAUUUUCUACAACUGCCACCAGUUGUAGAUAAGAAUAAACCUGGAAAAAGAUUUUGCUUCCAAUCUCCUUGUUGGGAGAAAUGCAUCGAGUUAUGUUUUGAACUGAAAGAAGUACACAGACAGAAAGAUCAAGAAUUUGUAACAAUACUCAACAAAAUAAGAAUCGGACAUGUGACAAAAGAAAUAAGUGAUAGGUUAAUUGGUACAGCUAGACAAAAAAUUGAAAGUGAUGGUAUUUUAGCUACAAGGCUAUGUUCUCAUACAAAUGAUUCUAAAAUGAUAAAUGAUUCAAAGCUAGCAGAUUUAAAAGGAGAUGAGAAGGUUUUUUCAGCACAAGAUAGUGAAAAUUCAACCAAAAUACUUGAUAUGCAAACAGUUGCACCAUCAAAAUUAAUAUUGAAAAUAGGAGCUCAAGUAAUGUUAUUAAAAAACAUCAAUGUUAAUGCUGGUUUAGUGAAUGGGGCCCGAGGUGUGAUUGUAAGAUUCGAAGAAGGUAUGCCAGUUGUAAGAUUUAAAAAUAAAAAAGAAUAUACAGCCAGAACUGAAAGAUGGUAUGUUAAAAAUUCAAAUGGCUCUUUGCUAUGUCGUCGACAAGUCCCUCUGAACUUAGCAUGGGCAUUUUCUAUUCAUAAAUCACAAGGUCUUACUCUAGAUUGUGUUGAAAUGUCACUGUCAAAAAUAUUUGAAGCUGGUCAAGCAUAUGUAGCCUUGAGUAGAGCCCAAAGUUUAGAUACAUUGCGAGUAUUAGAUUUUGACUCUCGUCAUGUUUGGGCUGAUCCAAAUGUUCUUGAAUUCUAUCAGAAAUUUCGACGGCGCUUACAACAAAUGGAGAUUAUUCCUCUAGGUCGACCAUUGUCCAGCAAAGCAAAUAAAAAGUUAAAAUUAAGAGAAAUAUUAGAAAAACAAUUGAGCAAGAAAUAAGACUGAAAUAGUUGUGAUAUUUUAUUUUACAUAAUAACUUUACAUAGUUUUAAUCACAAUGUUUGAAUUUAUUCUUGAAACUUAUAUGAUAGCAUUUAUGUACAGCACCUUCAUGGCCUGUUUUAAUGCCUUACUAUAAAUAAAACAAUAUCAGUAAAGUGCUAAUCAGAUCCACAGCUGAGGUUUUUAAACAAUUCAUGUAAAUAGGUUGUACCUAUAAUAAGUAAAAUUUUCUUUAUGAAUAUGUAUAUCUGUUCAUAGGUACAAGGAUAAUAUACCUACAAAACGGAACUGUAUAAUUAACUGUUUCCUUGUAGUGUUUUGAUACCGCUGAUUCCUCAAGAACUAAAAAGGCAUUUAUUUCUGUCACAUAUCGAAACUUUCCAUCUAUAAUAACUAAUAGCCAAAGAGCCCACGACGGCCAGACAUACGUCAUUUUAGUAAACGUGAAAGUUCUUGUAUGUGUAUCCCCAACACAGGUAAGAACGAUCCCCAAACAUGAAACCUGGAUCGUGGUUCCUUUGGCAGGUAACAGGUAAAAAAAUUUCAUAUCAAAUUCGUUAUUUUAAGAAACUCCAUAUUUUCAUAUAUUGUUUGUAGCAUUAUAACUUGCGCUGCUCAUUGCCAGACACUUGGUGUGGUUCCAACCCCCCGCCAGACCCCCCUACACAUAGAAGAACUUUCACGUUUACUAAAAUGACGUAUGUAUGGCCGUCGUGGGCUCUUGCUCUAUAAUACUAGUACAAUACAGAGGACAGAUAAAUACAAUUCCCGUCCUCGGUUCCGUUUUAUCUAUUUAUUUUGGUAUCCUGAACAAUUUAAAAAAUAAAGUGGUGAGGAGAGUUCUGUUCUUGAGGUGGAAGUUCUUGGGUGUGGAGAGUUCUGUUGAGGUUCAAUUGACGUUGAAAUGUCGCCAUUAAAACUAGGUAUAUAGACACAAUAGAUAUGAAUUCGCAUUGCGUUUAUAUAUAGUGAAAUAGUAAAAUUAACUUAGUAUAUCGCCUAUUAAGACUGAAUCACAUUAAGAAUACAUUUAAUCUUUGUGUUCGAUUUUUUCAUUAUGGCGACAAAUAUUAUAAUUUUAUUUAAAUAUAAUUUAUUUAAAAAACAUGGUUUUAUUAAUGAAGAGUAUCUAUCACCUUAAUUAAAUUUAUAUAUCACCUUAAUUCAUGAUUUUAAGAUAGAUUCCGAGUUAUGGGCAGCACUGGGAAAAUUCCGAUUGGGACGAAAUUUGCAAAAUAUUUAAUACCAUACUUGCUGAAUAUAUAAAGAGGAAAGGAAUUAUGAAAUAGGAAGACGGUAACUAUUUUUUUAGGAUUUGUUUCAAUCAUUUAAUAGAAUAAUACAUACUUCAACUGGAGGGCACAGCAAUCUGAAAUC